UGAGGACGAGCAAGACAUCCGUUGGGUUCGCACAGGAAAUGUUCUUCCACGACAAGUGUUAUUUUACAGGAUAAACGACGAUUCAACUUUUUUUUCAGGAUAGUUUUUGCUUUAUUUUUUUUUUUUACGUAAAUCUGUGCCACGUUUGUGCCCAGUGUUGCUUUAAUAACCGAGUAUAGUCCGGCGUAGCUGAGUAAAAUGAAGAGACUGAUAGUAACGCCAGUGCUGCUCAGUUUUUUCCUGCUUUCAGAAGUGUUUUCGCUUCAGGUGACUGUGCCUCAGACGCAGUACAGCACAGGUCUCUUCGUUCCCGUCACGCUGGUCUGUGAUUAUUCCACUUCAGCAAACCCUCAGAAUGUGCUGGUCACCUGGACCUUCAAGUCUUUCUGCAAAGACCCUGUGCUUGAGUACUACUCCACAGCUUACCAGGCAGCUUUGCAGCUGGGUCAGGACCCAUCCAAUGACUGCCCAGACAGCCAGCGUACAAUCCGGACUGUGGCUCAGAAAUACGGCCCAAACUCACCCACGCUGGGUCCACAAUACAGCGCACGCAAAAUUACCAUCCAGAACAAUGCAGACCUGGUGAUCUCAGAGGUGAUGUGGUGGGACAACGGCGUCUAUGUGUGCUCCGUUAGUGCUCCUGGAGAUACAAAUGGAUAUCCGGACAAAUAUGUCAAGCUAAUUGUUUACAAUUGGCUGACCGUACUCUUCUUAAUCCUCGGGGCCUUGCUCCUCAUCUUGCUCCUUUGUAUUUGCUGCUGCCAGUGUUGCCCACAGAGGUGUUGCUGUUAUGUCCGCUGUCCAUGCUGUCCGGAGACCUGCUGCUGCCCUGAGAAAUUGGUGAUGCAACACAGGAUGAUGAAGGACGCAGAGAUGGCAAUGAAAUCCUGGGUUAAUGGACAGCCUCUUUACGCACCCCUGAGCUCUCACAGCUCUGCAUACCAAAUGAAUCCCAUGCUGUAUGCAGGUUCAGCAUCAGGAAAGAUGCCCAUGUCCCCCAUGCCCCUCCCGCCUCCUAUACAUUCUGGCCCUAUGCCUGUGAUGAUGCCCGGACACAUGCCCGGACCCAUGCCAGGACCUAUGCCAGGACCCAUGCCAGGACCUAUGCCAAACAUGGGAGGAAGAGACAGUGCUAAUAAAGUCUUGGAUUACCUGGAGAACCAGGUGAGGGACAUGGAUGUCACCAGCCCCCUGAUCCCACCUCCGCCUGUGCACAUGGUCCAAACUGUGCCGUUCUCUGCCGGCCCACCCAGCAUGCUUUCUGGAUUGGAUGACGGUCCUGCCUCCCGCCGGCAUUACCCGCCACGCUCCAAUGGCUCAUCCGGCUAUAAUCGUCAGCGCCAACCUCCUCCAUCUAGACGUGGCAUGACGCGCAGUUAUAGUCAGGAUAACGUGCUCGAAACCCGGAGCCAAGCGAGUUAUCGGCCUCGCUCACGAUCCAGAGAGGACCUGUUGGAAGACAGUAGAGGAUACUGGGAGUCUGGAAGUGAUGACACUGGCAGGCGAGGAGGUGGAUCUAGAGGCGUUCCUCGUGGUGGAGCCAGAGGAGCCCCUUCUGAUUAUCCACCUAGCUACAGCGAGUAUGAGCCAGGCCAGAAGCCGGCAAGGCGGCCUGAACGCUUCUCUGUUAAGAGCUCAAUGAGUGGUACAAGUGUUGUAAUCUGAAGUCUGUCUGCCUUCGACCAUUAUGGAGACUGUCACAAAGGAAAGUGCAAAGGAGAGCACUGCAUAGUGAAUAGUAUGAACUUAGUAGUAUGGUUAAAGGUUUGUAUCUAGUUUUUAAAUAAAUAUUGGAUUGGGCAUGACCAAAACUACAUUGAUACACCUACAGUACUGCCCCAGUUCAAAAACUUCUAAAGAAUUUGAGAAAGAUAAAGAUGUUGAAGGGUUUUUUCUCCUUCAUUAAUUAGGUAAGGCAAUUUUUUGUAAAUAAAUGCAUUUAAGCAUUUCGGCCAAUUUCAUCCCUACUGAAUUUCAACGCGAUGUUAAAUUCGGUGAUCUGAAUCCUGAGUCUGGAGAGUUGAAUAAAUGCUGUUUAUAACUUCAGCUUGCUCAACUUCUAUAACAUGAUGUAAUGCUUCUUAACCCAGUGUAUAUAACCAAAGCUUUUUAUAUCUAAACGGCACAUAAUUUUUUUUACUUGUUUAGUUUACUGCAAUUUAUGAACCCAUCAUUUUUAUGUAUUUAUUCUUGAUUUAUUUUUUUCAAUGCCUCAGAAGCACACUGUAAGUGAAGAAAUAACUUUUUUUUAAAUCAUUUAUCUUUAACAAACAGUUAUAUUAUAGAUUGCUUAUAGAUCGGUUAAUCUGUUAAAGUGAAGUAAAGAUGAAGUGAACCUAUUAGGUAUACUGUAUGUUCUUUAUCUGUGCAUUUUAGUGCCUUUAUUUGUUCCCUACUUACGUGUGAAUAAACAUUUUUGUUGUUUUAUACUUUGUUUCAUUAAGACGUGUGUGCAUGUUAUAUUAGUGAGUUGUCAGACAAAAAAAAGAGAAUUUUUUUUUUCAAAAACAGAAUUUGAAAUACAAAUUUCAACAGAAGAAUGGAUUAUUAACAUGUAUACGGUGGAAGGAUACAUUUGUAAAUUACUGUCAUGAACAUUGUCACUGUAUGUGUAAUAA
Clarias gariepinus (North African catfish) is the source of this 2618-nucleotide messenger RNA. It is a transcript of the gene ildr1a, whose product is annotated as immunoglobulin-like domain containing receptor 1a. Gene Ontology annotation, molecular function: high-density lipoprotein particle receptor activity. Gene Ontology annotation, cellular component: plasma membrane. The coding region runs from base 199 to 1665 and encodes 488 amino acids. Lineage: Eukaryota; Metazoa; Chordata; Actinopteri; Siluriformes; Clariidae. The record is from RefSeq and is a predicted model, not a curated record. The transcript has 8 exons.